This is a messenger RNA of Heterocephalus glaber (naked mole-rat), 3654 nucleotides long. The record is from RefSeq and is a predicted model, not a curated record. Lineage: Eukaryota; Metazoa; Chordata; Mammalia; Rodentia; Bathyergidae.
AGAGUUUUUUCCCAAGCAACUAUUCUUCAAUAUGUAGAUGACCUCCUAGUGGCAACUUCAACCAAUGAAGAAUGUCUUGUGGCCACCAAGGGCCUCCUGGAAGUUCUCCAAGACCUGGGAUAUUGGGUGUCUUGGAAAAAAGCUCAGCUUUGCCAGACCAAGGUAAUCUAUUUGGGCUAUAUUCUUGAGGAAGGAAAGAGGAGGCUGGCAGAAUCAUGGGUAUCAACAAUUCUCCAGAUUCCAGAACCAAGCUCAAAAAAACAGGUACAUAAAUUCCUAGGGGCAAUCAGGUAUUGCAGAAUUUGGAUCCCAGGUUUUGCUGAAAUUGCCAAACCCCUGCACAAAGCCACCGUGGGGGGAGAUAUACCCCUCGAAUGGACUGAGGCUUGCCAACAGGCAUUCCAACUGCUUAAAACUACUUUUGCUUCAGCACCAACCCUGGCAUUGCCAGAGAUAACCAAGCCCUUCACUCUGUGUAUAGCAGAGAAGAACGGGGUAGCUAAGGGAGUGAUAACUCAGCCUUUGGGACCAUGGAAAUGGCCGGUGGCAUACCUCUCAUAAAGGCUAGACUCAGUGGCUUGAGGGUGGCCCACCUGUCUGAGGGUUGUAGCAGCAGCAGCUGCUCUAACCUGAGAGGCUGACAAACUGACAUUCGGACAGGAUUUGACUUUAGUCACUCCCCAUGCCAUUGAGCCCUUAUUAAACAGCUCCCCUAGCAAGUGGCUAUCUAAUGCCAGAUUGUUACAAUACCAAGGACUCCUAUUGGAGCAGCUGCACAUCAACUUUGCCACCACCGCUAGCCUCAACCCAGCUACCUUACUCCCAGAGUCUGACGAACAGAUGCCCAUCCAUGAUUGCCUUGAGACUCUUGAAAAUUUAUGGGGAGGGUGUCCGGAUUUAAUGGACCAGGCCCUCCCCCAGGUGGAGGUCACAUUCUAUACUGAUGGGUGCAGCUUCAUGCAUGAUGGAGUACGAUGUGCUGGGGCAGCGGUGGUCAACCAGGACCAACAGGUGGAAUGGGAGCAAGGGCUGCCCCAAGGGACGUCAGCACAAAAGGCUGAGUUGAUUGCUCUGACCAAGGCUCUAGAACUAGGUAAAGGUAAAAAAAUAAAUAUUUUCACAGACAGCCAUUAUGCCUUUGCCACUGCCCAUGUGCACGGGGAGAUUUAUCAAAACCGAGGGCUACUGACAUCUGAAGGAAAGACAAUUAAAAAUAAAACUGAGAUAUUGACAUUGUUACAAGCUAUUUGGCUGCCACGAGAGGUUGCUAUCAUCCAUGUUCAUGGACAUCAAAAGGGGGCUAGCCCUGAGGUGAUUGGUAAUAAUACAGCUGAUCUGGCAGCAAAACAGGCUGCCCAAAAAUCAGUGGGGAAACAGAUGGUUCUGCUCCCCACAGCAGUGCUGCUAGAGAAACCAGAGUACACAGAUAAAAAAAUGGUGAAAAUGACCAAAAAACGGUGGACCCAAGGUAAACAUGGAUGGUGGACGAUUGAGUAUGAAAAAGUGGUGCUCCCAGAUGCUGUAGGAGACACACUGCUACAAGAACUACAUGGGUCCACCCACCUUGGCAAGAAAAAAAAUGAUGGCCACUCUGUGACCCCAUUUCAUCAGCAAGGGAAUGGCACAAAAGGCCCAAGACCUAGUGAGAUGAUGCCCCGCCUGUAUCAAGGUUUGACUCCAAGACCCUUGAACCCCUCUGGAAGGGACCAUUUCCCAUCAUCCUGGUGACUCCCUCAGCAGUGAAGGUAGCUAGACACUCUGCCUGGAUCCACCACAGCCAUUUAAAGGCAGCCCCCCCCGGAGGAAGCAACAUCAACAUGGCAGAUCAAUCGGAACACAAAGGACCUCCUCAAGAUAAGAUUGAUCAAAGACUAGUUUGGACAAUAUGGGGGUUCUUGGGGCUACUGUUCUUACCAGCCCCAAUGGAAGGGGGAUCUGGAUGCCAGCUGGUGUUGUCCAGCCACACUCCCCAGAACUGGACUUGGUCCUUGAAAAAUGCCUUAAUGGGAGCUCACAUUGCCACCAUUACUACUGAUAGACAGCCCUAUUUUAUUAUAGACCUGUGUUCUCUGGGGCUUCCAAUCAUUAGUGGUGGAGGGGCUGGAUCAAAGGGUAAAGUUUCAUCUGGAAAGAUGGGUAAAGGGGGACACAGAGGGAGGUGUGGAAUAGAUGAUAAGUUGAAAAAACCCCUCCAAGAUAUAGAUAUUUAUGCCUGCCCCGUAGGGAAAAAUAAAAGGUGCAAUGGGGGACCAGAAAACCAUUGUCAUCAUUGGGGUUACAAAUCUAUUGCCCCAUGAAAAAACGAUGAUGUGUAUUUGGCCUUGGAACAACAAAUACCAAGUGGUUCAUGCUCCAAAGAAAAAUGUAAUCCCAUCAAGCUAACCUUAAAACAAUGACAAAAUCCAUAUAAGGAUUGAAAAAAAGAAAAAUCCUGGACGGUAACACGCUAUGUGGGUGGAAAGGACCCUAUGACUGACCUCCUCAUCCAGCGUAGCCCAGUAAUAGUACCGCCUAAACUGGUAGACAACAUUUAUAGGGUCUCCGGCCCCCAAGAAAAAGAAAAGGCAAAACCCUGGAUGCCAUGUACACACUGUUAAAUGAGUCUAGCUCCAAUCUUACUCAAGGGUGUUGGCUCUGUUUGAGUCCACAUCCCCCGUAUUAUGUAGGGUUGACAGUAAACGGCACCUUCUCAGAAGCUGACCAGAAUGAGUGUGAUUGGAAACAAGUGAGGUUGUCAAUCCAUGACAAUCCUCAAUCAGGAACUUGAGGUAUGUGUAAUGGUCCACAUUUUACCCCAAGUCACUAUAUAUGAAAAAGACCAGGGUUGGGAAUACCUAACUAAGAGAACACACACCCAAGAGAAGCGCCACCCAAAUUGAUUCCUGUGUUAACUACAACAGGCAUUACAAGAUCAGCAGCUCUGGGCAUGACCGCAAUAGGACUGCAAGACUCUAAUUUCAAGACCCUUGCCCAACAGGUAAAAAUAGACUUACUGAGUCAGUGUCUCAUUUGGAAAAACAAGUUGAUUCUCUGGCUGAGAUGGUCCUUCAAAACUGCCAAGGACUUGACCUUGGAUUUAUAAAAGAGGGAGGGCUAUGUACACCCCUAGGAGAACAAUGUUACUAUUAUGCUAACAAAUCUGAAAUAAUAAGAGAAACUCUGGCCACUAUAAAUAAACAUCUACAAAAAAAUUAUAAUAGAUUGAUAAAACAGGAGGGAUGGUUCCAGUCAAUGUUUAACUGGUCUCCCUUGUUUCUGCCCUUGCUGGACCCCUGUUAAUCUUGUUACUAGCUUUGACUUUUGGCCCAUGCAUUAUUAAUAAGCUUAUGGCCUAUGUAAGGGGCCAGAUAGAAUCUGUUCACCUAAUGAUUUUAAAUCAACAGGCCAAAUAUCAUCCUUUAAGUGAGCUAGAUGAGGAAGAACAAAGAUGGAGACAAGAAUACCAAGAUAAUGCUGUAUAAGAUUGCACAGCUACGGAAAAAAUCAGUGGGGAAUGUGAGACUGAACAACAGUUACUCCAUCUUUGUAAUAGGGCCCUAACUUUCUGCUUCUGUUACGGAUCACCAGGUAGACAUCAAGUUCCAGGGAUGUGCUUGUUGUUGUGCCAGGAAGGUCUGUUGUGUGCGUAGUGUUCCGUCAUGCUUGCCCAACUCC